CGGCUGUUCAUUUCUCACUCCUAACAGAAAUUUUACCCUUAAUAAACAGCAGAAAAAAUCGAGAGGUGAGGUGAAGGAGAGAGCUUUUUGACAGAACAAGUGUGAUGGGAGAGAGCAGAAGUGCUGGAGGGUAACUCAGUAAAGCAGAAAUAUGGCUUUGGUCAGUAUUGGACUACAGCUGCAGCUCCUGAUCUUUUCUAUUUCAGCCUUCUCACAUAACUAUUUGGAUAACAGUCUCUCUAUUCCUACUGCAGUGGCGCCAGAGGAGGUCCUGAACAGAUUUGACCCAUGUUGCCUACAGACACCACCUCCUCCACCCCUGUUCCCACCCCCUCCCAGUGUAUGGAGACGCCAUGAGUUCCCAGAAUCUGUUGUGGCUGAACGAGGUGAAGGACAAGAUGAAGACCAAAAGAUAAACUGUCCUCCAGGACCUCCAGGACCACCUGGACCUCCUGGUUCACAGGGUCUUCCAGGAGUGAAGGGUCCUAAGGGAGAUAAGGGUGAUAUUGGUCGACCAGGAUCAAAGGGUCGCACUGGUCGACCUGGUUAUCCUGGAAAGCCGGGACCUGGAGGAUUGCCUGGGCCUGAGGGACCCAAAGGGCAUAAAGGAGAUGUUGGAUUGAUGGGAAUGCCUGGGCCGAGAGGACCGCCAGGAAUUAAGCAGGGCCUGACAGGAUACAAAGGAGAGAAGGGUUCACAUGGGGAACCAGGACUUCCAGCUCUGAAGGGAGAAAAGGGAAUAGAUGGACAUUCUGGGUAUCUGGGACCGAAGGGUGAAAUGGGACCAAAGGGUGAGCGUGGCGUGUCAGGAAAGCGGGGUCCUACAGGACGGCCUGGCAAAAGAGGCAAGCAGGGACCUAAAGGAGAGACUGGUACAAUAGGACUCAUGGGGCCGCCUGGCCCUCCGGGGCCCACUGGACACCCAGGACCUCCUGGAGUUCCUGCUUCAGGUCUGUAUCUGGUGGGAGAGAAGGGUGAAAAGGGGAUGCAAGGUCCCCCUGGAGAGUGUGACUGCAAUGCAUUUGAUACGAAUGGCCCCAGUAGUGCUGCUCUACAACGUCGGGAUAAAAAUAGAGUUUCAGCGAUAUUUGUGGUGAGCAGUGAAAAGGAACUGAGCAACCUCCAUAUGGACAACGCUAUCGCCUUCCGCAAGGAUCAGAAAUCUCUUUACUUUAAAGAUGCAGAUGGAUGGCAACCCAUUCAGCUGCUGCCACUUAAGGUGAAAGAGAGGGGGACAAGAGAAGCAGGACUGUGUGGGGAUGGAGUGCUGCAGCCUCUGAACAAAGAGGAGUGUGAUGAUGGCAACCUAGUGGUAACAGAUGACUGUGUGGGUUGUAAGAAGGCUUAUUGUGGAGAUGGAUAUCGACAUGACAGAGUUGAAGAGUGUGAUGGGAAGGACUUUGGCUAUCAGACCUGCAAGUCAUAUUUGCCAGGGACAUUUGGGCAGCUCAGGUGCACCACCUCCUGCACUAUCGACUCGACUGGGUGCAAGCACGUCACCUAAAGUCCACUCACAUACAGGAGCGUACAUAAACUCAUGCAUGAAUACAGGAUGGCCCUGUCGAACAUGUAGUACUUUAACAUGUUUCACUGUGAAGCUCAUUUAGAUUAGUUGCCGAUUUUUUGAUAUGUAUUUAUUUGUUGUAUUUUUUUCUAUGAACAAACUUAGAAUAUAAUUUAUUGGUACAAAUAUGCAUGUAGUUAUGUGUCUGAAUGCAACAGAAAUUAUUGUAGUUUUUGGUAGUCACAUGGAAUUAAAUAAAUAUGAGCAUUCAAUGAGGUCAUUGAGGACUAAAACGGAGCUGCAUGGAAACCAGGACAAUGUGUACAAAUGUACAGUAUACAACAGCUAAAACAUUAAACAUUUGGUUCUGCAAGUGAAAUAAAUGAAUAAACAUGAUGUUUGGAUAUA
This is a messenger RNA of Trichomycterus rosablanca, 1912 nucleotides long. RefSeq names its product acetylcholinesterase collagenic tail peptide. The record is from RefSeq and is a predicted model, not a curated record. Gene Ontology annotation, biological process: extracellular matrix organization. Gene Ontology annotation, molecular function: extracellular matrix structural constituent conferring tensile strength. The transcript has 17 exons. The coding region runs from base 152 to 1504 and encodes 450 amino acids. NCBI's taxonomy places the organism in Eukaryota, Metazoa, Chordata, Actinopteri, Siluriformes, Trichomycteridae.